Molecule: messenger RNA, 3450 nt
Organism: Solea solea (common sole)
Lineage: Eukaryota; Metazoa; Chordata; Actinopteri; Pleuronectiformes; Soleidae
Gene: kdm1a
Product: lysine (K)-specific demethylase 1a
Exons: 21
Coding region: 125-2641 (838 amino acids)
Biological process (GO): regulation of DNA-templated transcription
Cellular component (GO): nucleus
Molecular function (GO): flavin adenine dinucleotide binding; protein binding; oxidoreductase activity
Source: RefSeq, a predicted model, not a curated record
UUUGCGUCACUUUCAAUCCACCAAUCAUUGACGAGUUCAUUGAGCGGAGGGGAGCUGCUACUGAGCCGUCUUUGUGUUGACAUCUGUGGGGGAUUGAGAGGAGAGGCCUCCGACAUCCUCCAUAAUGCUGUCUAGCAAGAAGUCAGAGGCUGGCUCCUCUUCCUCCUCCUCUUCUUCCUCUGGUGGCACAGCAGGAGGUGAUAGGGUCCAGAUGGCUGAUGCUCAGACUGGACCCUCAGCCUCAGCUGGAGGAGCUAUGGAUGUAAAAAAGAAGGAAAGGUCUUCCCCUAGUGGGGAACAUGCAGGAGCUCCUUUGCCCCACCAGGCAGGCCCUGGGGGGGCAGAUCAGGACUCAGCUGAAGUCCGCAGGACAAGUCGACGAAAGCGAGCAAAACAGGUGGAGUACCGCGAGAUGGACGAGAGCCUGGCUAAUCUAUCGGAGGAUGAGUAUUACUCAGAGGAGGAGAGAAAUGCCAAGGCAGAAAAAGAGAGGAAGCAGGUGAUUCCACCUCCACCUCCACCAGUAGAUGAAGAGAAUGACAGUGAACCAGAGGAACCAUCUGGUGUGGAAGGAGCUGCUUUUCAGAGUCGUCUUCCUCAUGACCGUAUGACUUCCCAAGAGGCCGCUUGCUUCCCAGAUAUCAUCAGUGGUCCCCAGCAGACUCAGAAAGUCUUCCUCUAUAUCCGCAACCGUACACUCCAACUGUGGCUGGACAACCCUAAGAUCCAACUGACCUUUGAGGCCACAGCACAGCAGCUUGAAGCUCCAUACAACAGUGAUGCCGUGCUGGUCCACAGGAUACACAGCUACUUGGAAAGACAUGGCCUCAUUAACUUUGGCAUUUAUAAGAGGGUCAAGCCAUUACCCACCAAGAAGACUGGGAAGGUUAUAAUUAUUGGUGGAGGUGUGUCUGGCUUAGCUGCUGCAAGGCAACUGCAAAGCUUUGGGAUGGAUGUCACAGUAUUAGAGGCCAGGGACCGUGUUGGAGGCAGAGUGGCCACAUUUAGGAAGGGCAACUAUGUUGCUGAUCUGGGAGCCAUGGUGGUGACAGGCCUUGGAGGGAAUCCCAUGGCAGUGGUCAGUAAGCAGGUUAACAUGGAGCUGGCCAAGAUCAAACAGAAGUGUCCACUGUAUGAAGCCAAUGGCCAGGCUGGUGAACGGUGCACAAGUGUGCCAAAAGAAAAAGAUGAAAUGGUGGAGCAAGAGUUCAACAGACUGCUGGAGGCCACUUCCUACCUCAGCCACCAGCUUGACUUCAACUUCCUCAACAACAAACCUGUGUCUCUGGGACAGGCCCUGGAGGUGGUCAUACAGCUGCAGGAGAAGCAUGUAAAAGACGAGCAGAUAGAGCACUGGAAGAAGAUUGUAAAGACUCAAGAAGAUCUCAGGGAUCUUCUCAACAAGUUGGUGUCCACUAAGGAACGGGUUAAGGAGCUUCAUCAGCAGUAUAAAGAGGCCAGUGAAGUCAAACCACCAAGAGAUAUCACAGCUGAGUUCCUGGUGAAGAGCAAGCAUCGGGACCUCACCGCACUCUGCAAAGAGUAUGAUGAGUUGGUGGAGCUGCAGGUCAAACUGGAGGAGAAGUUACAGGAGCUAGAAGCCAAUCCACCCAGUGAUGUUUACCUGUCAUCAAGGGAUCGACAGAUCUUAGACUGGCACUUUGCCAACUUGGAGUUUGCCAACGCUACACCCCUUUCCACCCUCUCUCUCAAACACUGGGAUCAGGAUGAUGACUUUGAGUUCACUGGCAGCCACCUGACUGUAAGGAACGGUUACUCUUGUGUUCCUGUGGCCCUGGCUGAAGGCUUGGACAUCAAACUAAACACAGCGGUGCGGCAGGUCCGCUACACAGCCUCUGGCUGUGAGGUGAUAGCAGUCAACACUCGCUCAACAACCCAGACCUUCAUCUACAAGUGUGACGCUGUGCUGUGCACCCUGCCCCUCGGUGUGUUGAAGCAGCAGCCCCCUGCUGUGCAGUUUGUUCCCCCGCUCCCCGAGUGGAAAACAUCUGCCAUACAGAGGAUGGGCUUUGGCAACCUCAACAAGGUGGUGCUGUGUUUUGACCGUGUGUUCUGGGACCCGAGUGUCAACCUGUUUGGUCAUGUCGGCUCCACCACAGCAAGUCGGGGCGAACUCUUCCUCUUCUGGAACCUGUACAAAGCCCCGAUCCUACUUGCUCUGAUGGCUGGAGAAGCUGCUGGAAUCAUGGAGAACAUCAGCGAUGACGUUAUUGUCGGACGCUGCCUUGCCAUUCUCAAAGGAAUAUUUGGAAGCAGUGCUGUGCCGCAGCCAAAGGAAACUGUGGUCACACGUUGGCGUGCCGACCCCUGGGCUCGAGGCUCCUACUCGUACGUAGCAGCGGGUUCUUCGGGCAACGACUACGACCUCAUGGCGCAGCCCAUCACACCCGGCCCUGCUAUACCCGGAGCCUCACAGCCUGUCCCUCGUUUGUUCUUCGCUGGUGAACACACCAUCAGGAACUACCCGGCCACAGUUCACGGCGCCCUCCUCAGCGGGCUCCGCGAGGCUGGCCGCAUCGCAGACCAGUUCCUCGGUGCCAUGUACACGCUUCCCCGACAGGCCACUCCUACUGCGGCCAGCAACCCUCAGCAGGCUCAGCAGCCCACGCCCAGCGUCUGAAAAAGUUUCCUGACAACUCAGGACUGUCAAACCAACUCUUAACAGUUUGUGUGUGGGGGGGGGGAGAAAAAAGUUGAAAUUGAAACGUCUUGAAAGUCCAGGAACAACUUUGCCUCUUUUGCCUUUUGAUGAAAUAAGUGACACUUGUAGAGUUUAUUUUCCGGUUGUAUGUAUAUGUAUGUAUAAUUGAAUUGAGAAACCUUAUGGAUUUGGAUGUUCUCAUUUACAGUCGACUCACAUUGCAAAGACUGGACUUCAAAUAGAUCUGAAUUUUAUCUUUUACGUAAAAAAAAUCCAUCUUAUAUUUUAUAAAUGUGCGAUUUACCCCAGUCUUAAAAGUGAAGCAUGGUGUUAUAUGUGCUUUCAGAACCCAGUGUCUAUUUAUGUGCCCCACUCUGAACAUUAAAGAACGGCUGGAAACUUCUUCACGCCUUGUUCACACAACUUAAAACUAUGGACAAGGCGGAAGAUUCAGUACCACUGUCUCAAUCCACUACAACUGUGUUGCUCCUGUAAGUGAAAAGACAUUUCCCUCUGUUGUUGUUGUUCCAGAGGCUUUGUCCUGGUUGUCUGAAGGCUGAAACCAUAGCGAGAAUUUAAUUUCUAUCAUCUAGGUUUGCAGAGUGUAGGGAAAAUAGUUUGUAUUGAACGUGUAAAAGACAGAUAGGAUGACCGAUCUGUGAAUGUUUGUGUUUUGUUUUUUUUGGCAUAACAGUUUGAGUAUUUUAUUAUGGCUGUCCGUGUCAUCACAUACUUUUGAUAUUGUCAACUUUUUUUGUUAUUAAAAGAAGAGAAAAUGCAUCUAAAAA